AUGCUUGAACAAUUGCAAUUGAUCAACCAACCAUGUUUAAUUUCUACUUUUAUUGGAUGUCUUGAUGAUGAUGCAACCAUAGAAAAAUUAAAAUUAUUUGAAGGGUUCCCUUUGGAAAUACUGAAGAUUCCAACGUUUGAUUACGCUUCUUUUCUACAUGAGCUUCACUUUUCAUCUUUACAUGACGCAGUUACAUUUUGGUGUGAAGGAAAAAGUUUGGAUCGUUUCCAAAAUGAAGGAAGAGAUAUUAUUCUUUACCCGGUAAAAACUAUUCUGGUGAUGCUUAUUGAGCAAUUCAUGGAAAAGUCAACAAACCUAUCAAAACUCUCUAUUCCAGUAAUAACGCACCGAGAUGGAGAAUUUUUGUCUUUGAAGAAACAUGAAACGAUGGCUCGAAAACGUUUGCCAAAGAUAAGAUACUUAGACUGUGAUGAUUGCAUGAUAGACAAUCUGAGAAUCGCUUACGAAACAUGUACCAAUUUGAGUCGAUUAGACAUUGAUUGCUCUUGGGGAAAUGAUGAACAUGUAUCAAAGCUUUUAGAAGUUCAAAAUCGUUUACAACAUUUAACAGUUAUAAAAAGAUGUCCAUAUUUGAAAAAUGCAAUAAAUGAUGGAGAUUUGAGGAGAUCUCUAAGGUGUGUUGUGUUCAAGGAUAAUAGAAACUAUACAGAUAAUGGAGGUCCUUUAAAUGUACUUGCACCAUGUAAAAGAUUGGAAAUACUGAGAUUUGAUAAUUGGUUACCAUUUCGAGAGGACGAUAUGAAAGAAUUGGUAUCUAAUUCAUUUCCAAGACUUCGAAAAUUAAGCUUCACCCGUUGUGAACCAAAGGCCGAAAUUAUUAUAAACAUGAUUUUGACGAAUGGGUUUAGCUUGCAAGAGCUUACAUUUUCAUUGCCUUGGUACGAUAAGCAAUCUAACGUCAUCAAGACGAUAGCAGAAAAUUGUCCAAACCUAACAUAUCUUGAUGUUCCCUUUGCAAAAACCGAUCUGGAACCUUUCUGUGAAUUGUUGAAAUCUUGUAAAAAGCUUGAGAGUUUGACGAUUAAAACGUUAUUUAAUCGUGGGGAACUUCCUUAUGAUGUUGAUAAUUUCUUACCUAUAAUUGGUGCUGCUAUUCCUAAAUCCUUGUGUCAAUUUAAUAUCUUUGCACAUUGGACAUUUACUGUAGAAUCACUACGAAAUUUUUUAAUGAAAGAUUGUAAAAAUGAUUUGAGAUGUUUGGGCUUCUUAGGGAAUAUUACUGAUGAUCAUCUUGAAGUAAUUGAAACAUAUGCCUAUGAAAGAAAAUCAUUACAUUAUUUAGAAUUGCGUUCGUGCGAUACAAGUUUUAAAGCAAGAAAAAGUAUUAGAAAAUUUAUAUAUGUUAAUGCUUAUGAUUCAUUUGGAAAAAAAAUAGCAUAA
Molecule: messenger RNA, 1401 nt
Organism: Funneliformis geosporum
Lineage: Eukaryota; Fungi; Glomeromycota; Glomeromycetes; Glomerales; Glomeraceae
Source: the annotation of a GenBank genome assembly